UUUUAGACUACUUUCCAAUUCUGUCCGCUUCACGUGAAGCACCAGACCAAAGCAGUCGUUCGCCGAGGUGCUAUCCCGACGUUAACCGCCUGCUAGCCAAAGUCAUGGCGCUACUCAAGCAAAGUUGUUGCGUAGCGGGUCGUUUCUCCACAAACCACCUGUGGCUGAGUCCCAGAUGCAUCCCACACGUUUACACCAGCUGCUUCUCAACCAGAUCCUCCCCGGAGAGAAGUGACAGAAAGAAGGAGCUGCUCAGAGACGACGGGCCUGACCUGCAAGACUUUAUUUCAGGGGAAUUAUCUGAAAAAAGCAAGUGGGCUGAGUACAAAGGCACCCUGAAGAGACAGAAGGGAGAGAGGCUGCGGCUUCCUCCAUGGUUGAAGACUGAGAUCCCCAUUGGAAAGAAUUACAACAGGCUGAAGAACACACUGAGAGAUCUCAACCUUCACACGGUGUGUGAGGAGGCCAGGUGUCCGAACAUCGGGGAAUGCUGGGGAGGAGGAGAGUACGCCACAGCCACAGCCACCAUCAUGCUGAUGGGAGACACAUGCACCCGUGGGUGCAGGUUUUGCUCAGUAAAGACGGCACGCCAGCCUCCGCCUCUUGACCCUGACGAGCCGUACAACACAGCCAAAGCCAUCGCCGCCUGGGGACUGGAUUACGUGGUCCUCACCUCGGUCGACAGAGACGAUAUUGCUGAUGGUGGAGCCGAGCACUUUGCUAAGACGGUUACUAACUUGAAAGAAAGAAAUCCUCAGAUCCUGGUUGAAUGCCUGACUCCUGAUUUCCGUGGAGACCUGGCAGCAGUGGAAAAGAUCGCCCUGUCGGGAUUAGACGUGUACGCCCACAAUGUGGAAACAGUGCGCGAGCUACAAAGGCAUGUACGUGAUCCCAGAGCAAACUUUGAUCAGUCUCUGAGCGUCCUCAAGCAUGCUAAAAAGGUCAAACCGACGGUGCUCACCAAGACCUCCAUCAUGCUGGGGCUCGGAGAGACUGACCAACAGAUCAUUAACACUAUGACAGAGUUGCGAGAGGCAGAAGUGGACUGUCUAACGCUCGGGCAGUACAUGCAGCCGACCAAACGCCACCUAAAGGUGGAGGAAUAUGUCACUCCAGAGAGGUUUGCCCACUGGGAGAAAGUUGGCAGUGAUAUGGGCUUCACCUACACAGCCAGCGGACCACUGGUGCGAUCCUCCUACAAAGCAGGCGAAUUCUUCUUAAAGAAUCUACUGAAGAAGAGGAAAGCAGAAGCAGCAGAAUGAGGAGCCUGCUGUGUGCGUUCAGCUUAUCUACAUUCAGCUGUACGCAGUGACAAAAUACGCUUCAUCCGUCUGUAACAUAAUGCACCGAUUUAAAGUACAGCACAGGAAACGUGUAAUAUUAGUACAAUGUUUGUGGGAGGCAUUAAAUAAAGCUACAAAAGUGACAAUAACAGACUUGUAAGUACAGGGACCAUACUCUAAAGAGACGAUCAAAGAACAAACAGCAGACACGUUGGAUAACUCAAGUGUCCACCAACUCGCCCAGCUGUUGGGAGCAGAGGCUGUAAUUUGCUUCCGCUCCUCAGGGGUUCCUAAAUCCCAUCCCUCGUCUCAGUGAACUUUGGGUUUAAAAAAAAAAAAAAAAAAGCUACUGGCCUUUAACAGUGGGCUCUGUUCAUGAACACCUUCAUGUCUGCUUCUUUAGAACUGAUUUAAUGAAGCGGGAUUCUUUUUCUUUUUUUUAAAAUCAGUCUUGUAAUACAAAAACAAGAAGCACCAUCCAUCCUGUACUGUGUGUAAGAAAGGUACAAAGCGAGGCCCAUUGGCCUCCCAGCAGGUAAACAGGUGGCAAAAGAUUUUUUUGAUACCCGUGUAUUUGCUGAAGAGCCAGUUUGGAAGAAAGUGCACUUUUUCUAGAGUAAAACUGUUUAAAUUUCACAGCUGGACAAGAAAGAUGUUUGUGUUGCACACCGAUCAGUUCAAAUGUACGCUGAUAUUUAUAGAAAUAAAAGUCUUAAAGGUCA
Molecule: messenger RNA, 2005 nt
Organism: Oreochromis aureus
Lineage: Eukaryota; Metazoa; Chordata; Actinopteri; Cichliformes; Cichlidae
Gene: lias
Product: lipoic acid synthetase
Exons: 11
Coding region: 105-1262 (385 amino acids)
Biological process (GO): lipoate biosynthetic process
Cellular component (GO): mitochondrion
Molecular function (GO): 4 iron, 4 sulfur cluster binding; lipoate synthase activity
Source: RefSeq, a predicted model, not a curated record